CAUUUGAUAACACUGCCCAAAGAAGCUUUGCUCUCUGCUACCAGAAAGACUGCAAUCCGUAAUUCUUCAACGCUGAAAGAACCAGCGUGAUUUUGAAGGGGGUUGGUGCAUCCACAGGCUUUAGCAGUGUUCAUAAAAAAUAGGGAACUGUAUUCGUGUCCAAAACAAGGAUAUGGGAUCUGAAGGACCAAAGGCAGUCACCAUUCAUGUAACUGGAUUUAAGAAGUUUCAAGGGGUUGCUGAAAAUCCUACAGAGUCAAUUGUUACUAAUCUGAAGGAUUUUGUUGAAAGGAGAGGAUUGCCCCCGGGUGCUACACUUGGAAGUUGUACUGUUAUUGAGACUGCUGGAGAUGGAGCUCUACCCCUGCUUUACCAGACCUUGGAAUCAAGCAUCUCAAGUACUACAAACAACGAGCAAGUCGUUUGGCUACACUUGGGGGUGAAUAGUGGGGCUCUAAAAUUUGCCAUUGAGAAGCAGGCAGUAAAUGAAGCCACUUUCCGUUGUCCAGAUGAGUUAGGAUGGCAACCUCAGCAACUCCCAAUAGUGUCUGAAGAUGGAGAAACUUCCCGAGCAAGAGAGACUUCUUGCUGCACUGCGGAAAUCCUGAAGUACUUGAAGAAGGGGGGCUUUGAUGUGACGAUAUCAGAUGAUGCCGGCCGUUUUGUGUGCAAUUAUGUGUAUUAUCAUUCUCUUCGUCUUGCUGAACAGAAGGGUCACAAAUCUUUAUUUGUCCAUGUGCCUCUAUUUUCGAGAAUCAAUGAAGAAACCCAGAUGCGUUUUGUAGCCUCCCUUUUGGAAGCUAUUGCAUCUACAUGUUAAUGUGAUUGAUAAUUUGAGUGCUUAUUUGAACAUUCUUAUUUGUUUGUCAAUACCACUACAAAUGUAAAAUAUUUUAGCUGUGUGAACUUGUGGACUGGUGUUUGCUCAUUUGUGCCCUUCCUGAUCUGGGCAAGUUAUUGAUGUGUAAAAUACAGCUCUAUUUUAUAAUGCAAAAGAACUUGCAGCCGCUUUA
Molecule: messenger RNA, 1013 nt
Organism: Corylus avellana
Lineage: Eukaryota; Viridiplantae; Streptophyta; Magnoliopsida; Fagales; Betulaceae
Product: Peptidase C15, pyroglutamyl peptidase I-like protein
Biological process (GO): proteolysis
Cellular component (GO): cytosol
Molecular function (GO): pyroglutamyl-peptidase activity
Source: RefSeq, a predicted model, not a curated record